CUGUGUGGUGUCUCAGCCGUCUCAGAGCUGAACCCUCAGAAGAUUACGAGAUGAACAGAGAGAUGCUUUAUGCUGCAGUGAUCGUCCUCCUGCUGCUCAUCAGCACCCAAGAUGCAGCAGAUGUGUUUGAGGUUUCUGACAGCAGCCUGGUGAUGGUUCAGGAGGAAGAGUCAAAAGUCCUGCUGAGAUGUUUACCCAUAAUUCCGAGCUUUACACACUUCACACUCCACAAGGCAAAUGGAUCUGCUCCUUCUCCUCAUCUGAACUUUUCUCUUGAUCCCAAAAAGGGUAUAGAAAUCCAAAAUCCAAGGCCGAGUGACAGCGGCGAAUACGUCUGCAGUGUGCGAGUGAACGAAGCAUGGAGAAAUUCACCAGUGUUCAGUAUCACCAUCAAGAAAAAAGUGCGUUUUCCUCCUGCCGUGUUUGUGGAAGUAGACGAGUGUAUCCGAGUUGUUGGAGAGAAACUGCAGCUCACCUGCAACACCACCAACCCCGAUCACUCCAUCAAGAUCCAAUGGCAAAACUCCAACAAGCAGAUACUUAAGGACAAAAUUAGGGUGAAGAAGACUGGAGAUGUGGUUGAGAUGGAGAGUGUGGUCACUCUUCCUCAUGUGAACAUGUCUAACGCUGGGAAUCUGACCUGCAUCGCCACCAACAGGGCCGGAAAAACCUUCAGCAUCAUCUCACUCCGAAUCGCAGAGGAACCGUUUGUUUCUCUGAAGCCGAUGAAGCCGAAGGGUCUGAAUGGCACAGUGGAGCUGAUGGAGGGAGAGACGCUGGAGCUGAUGGUGGAAGUCGACGCUUAUCCCACCAUCCAGGAUGGGAGGUGGAGCACACCACGGCCUACAAACUCCUCCACCUACACUGAGACGCUCUCCACCAUCCAUAGGAGUUACAGACAAAUUGCUUCACUAAUCAUCAAGAGAAUCAGAGCAGAUGAGAGCGGCUGGUACAGCUUUAACGCCAGGGGUGCCAAUAUUUAUGCAACAACUUUCUUUAAAAUCUAUGUCUCCCAUGUUUCUCAACCUUCUCCUGAUCUCUGGACAUCUCGCAUUUUCCUCACCAUCGUCAUAGCAACCACUGUUACAGGAACGCUGUUCUUCACUUUGUUGGGAGUGUGUGUGUACAGGUGUAAACAGACACCAAAAUAUGAGAUCCGGUGGAAGAUCAUUGAAGUGAGUGAUGGAAAUAAUUACACAUACAUUGACCCGACUCAGCUUCCCUACAACAGCGAGUGGGAAUUUCCCCGAGACAGACUUACGUUCGGUCAGGUGCUGGGCUCCGGGGCGUUUGGGAAGGUAAUGGAAGCGACGGCGUAUGGUUUAGAGAAGGACGAUUGCGUCACUCAGGUGGCCGUGAAAAUGCUGAAGUCCAGCGCUCACUCGGAGGAGAAAGAAGCUCUGAUGUGUGAGUUGAAGAUUUUGAGUCAUCUCGGCUCUCACACGAACAUCGUCAACCUGCUGGGAGCCUGUACACAUGGAGGUCCCGUGUUAUUAAUAACAGAGUUCUGCAGUCAUGGUGAUCUCCUCAACCUCCUGCGCAGAAAAGCUCCAUAUUUUAUGACCUCAGCAUUUUACACACAGGAGUUUUCUCACAUCUACAAGAACCUGGUGCACAACCAUAAGAGAUGCAACCACCAACACAGUUACCUGGACAUGCAGCAGGGUCAAAGGUCAAGAGACUGGACACAGGGAGAGAAGAGUGGAGAAGCAGGAGAUCCUUUAGCACUGAGUCUGGAUGACUUGAUGAGAUUCUCUGUUCAUGUGGCUCAGGGGAUGGACUUCCUCGCAUCCAAAAAUUGUAUCCACAGAGAUGUUGCUGCUAGAAAUGUGUUGGUAUCCGACUCUCUGGUGGCUAAAAUCUGUGAUUUCGGUUUGGCACGUGACAUCAUGAGCGACUCGAACUACGUGGUGAGAGGAAACGCACGGCUGCCGGUGAAGUGGAUGUCUCCUGAGAGUAUAUUUGCGUGUUUGUACACGGUACAGAGUGACGUCUGGUCGUAUGGAAUUUUGCUGUGGGAGAUCUUCUCUCUCGGGAGGAGUCCGUACCCUGACGUGGUGGUUGAUGCUCAGUUCUAUAAGAUGAUUAGAUGUGGUUAUCACAUGUCCCAGCCGGAGUUUGCUCCUGAUGAGAUGUAUAAGAUCAUGAAAAUGUGCUGGAGUCUGGAGCCGACUUCGAGACCCACCUUCCACAAACUCGUCCAGAUCAUCACAUCACUACAUCCUGACACCUCUGAGCGACAGCAGCAGCAGCAGCAGCAGCAGCAGCAGCAGCAUAAGGACAUUCAGCAGGAGCUCACACAGAAGUUGGAGAUGAUGGCUUGCGAAAGUGAGAAUAACUGCAACAAAACACCAGAGGAGCAACGACCACUUACACACUCUAAUAACUAUCAGCUCUACUGAAUCAGGGGAUUAGUGUUGAUUAGUGUUGCUCAGGAACACUGUACACAACAGAACUGUCAGUGUUUGUGUUACAGCAAAAACCCACAGAUAGCAUUAGCAUUACAGUAUGGACUAUAACUGUGGUAGAAAGAUGUGAAACUUUUAACACUGAGUCAUAAUAACACAUUUGUGUUUCUGUCAGGGGCGUGAUUAAACACUCUCAUUACACUCUCAUUACACUCUCAUUACACACUCAUUACACUCUCAUUACACAUUUAUUACACACUCAUUACACUCUCAUUACACACUCAUUACACACUCAUUACACUCUC
Silurus meridionalis is the source of this 2713-nucleotide messenger RNA. It is a transcript of the gene csf1rb, whose product is annotated as colony stimulating factor 1 receptor, b. Bases 51 to 2402 code for a protein of 783 amino acids. Lineage: Eukaryota; Metazoa; Chordata; Actinopteri; Siluriformes; Siluridae. Gene Ontology annotation, biological process: positive regulation of kinase activity; protein phosphorylation; cytokine-mediated signaling pathway. Gene Ontology annotation, molecular function: macrophage colony-stimulating factor receptor activity; ATP binding; cytokine binding. The transcript has 18 exons. Gene Ontology annotation, cellular component: CSF1-CSF1R complex; signaling receptor complex. The record is from RefSeq and is a predicted model, not a curated record.